AAACAACCGACCGUUUAGUUGGUCAGACAACCUAAGAAAUUUACAGACACUGAUUAACUUCUUACACUUAACAACCGAUAAAUUUCAUCACUUUUUCUAUCUUCUAUCUAAAAUAUAUAACACAUCCCUUCCUUCAAACCCUAUAACAUUUUCUAACUCCAGCAACUAUAUACACCUUUACAAUGGCAUCAGAAGAUGAAGAAAAUCUAGAAUCUGGUUCCCAUGUUGUUCGUGAGACCAAACCAAACAAGGAUUGGAUCCUUUUAUCCAUUAGGAUAAUUACAUUCUUGGCCACUGCAUCAGCUACAAUUGUUAUGGCACUCAACAAACAAACCAAAAACUUUGUUGUUGGCACCAUUGGUAGCACUCCAGUUACAGUUCCUCUUGUUGCAAAGUUUCAACACACUCCUGCUUUUAUAUUCUUUGUGGUAGCUAAUGGAAUUGUGAGUGUCCAUAACUUGGUGAUGAUAGCAAUGGAGAUAUUAGGACCCAAAUUUGAUAACAAAGGACUCCAACUUGCACUAAUUGCAGUAUUAGACACGAUGGCGUUGGCUCUUGCAUCAGCUGGAGAUGGUGCAGCAACAUCUAUGUCAGAAUUGGGAAGGAAUGGUAAUUCACAUGCAAAAUGGAAUAAAAUAUGUGACAAAUUUGAGACUUAUUGCAAGAGAGGUGGUGGUGCAUUGAUUGCUUCAUUCAUUGGCCUCGUUUUUCUCCUCCUUGUUACAGUCAUAUCCAUCAACAAGCUCCUCAAACUAAAUCGCAAUUAACAGCAUUAUUGAAGUUCCUUGAUGCUAAUUAAGACUACAUCAUUGUGUAGACACACAUACAUCUGUGCUUGAAGAAAAAGAAUAGUCAUUUAAUUUUGUAUGAACAAAGUUUAUUAAA
Molecule: messenger RNA, 885 nt
Organism: Lathyrus oleraceus (garden pea)
Lineage: Eukaryota; Viridiplantae; Streptophyta; Magnoliopsida; Fabales; Fabaceae
Product: CASP-like protein 1B1
Exons: 3
Coding region: 183-767 (194 amino acids)
Source: RefSeq, a predicted model, not a curated record